Messenger RNA from Cynara cardunculus var. scolymus (artichoke), 1386 nucleotides. Its product is annotated as scarecrow-like protein 18. Gene Ontology annotation, biological process: meristem initiation; regulation of DNA-templated transcription. Gene Ontology annotation, cellular component: nucleus. Bases 1 to 1386 code for a protein of 461 amino acids. NCBI's taxonomy places the organism in Eukaryota, Viridiplantae, Streptophyta, Magnoliopsida, Asterales, Asteraceae. The transcript is spliced from 2 exons. Gene Ontology annotation, molecular function: sequence-specific DNA binding; DNA-binding transcription factor activity. The record is from RefSeq and is a predicted model, not a curated record.
AUGUCGGCUUCAUCGUCUCAUUCUCCACUACUACAUGAUAAUCAAGACGAUUUACAUGUAGAUCUACCUCCAGCAGCAGCACCACCACCUCCGCCGCCAUCACAGCAGCUGAAUCACCUGCACUCAUGGUUUCACUACCACCCCCAGAUCCAACAACUUGGGCCUGAGAUGAUCAUCACCCCACCAUCCAUCCAAAUGCGCCAACUCCUCCUGAGCUGUGCCCAGCUCAUCUCUCGCUCUGAUAUCACUGCGGCUCACCGCCUCAUCUCCAUCCUCUCCACCAACUCUUCCCCUUACGGUGAUUCCUCAGACCGAUUAGUUCAUUCUUUCACCAAAGCUCUCUCCAUCCGCCUUCACCCCAAUAUCAAUCCACCAAACCUUACUGACUCUAACAAUUUCAUCAUCACUCAACGUUGUAAUACUUCCUCCAAUUACAAUGAUGCCAUCCUCCAGUCAUCCUAUUUGUCCCUCAAUCAAAUAACUCCAUUCAUAAGAUUUAGUCAGCUCACUGCUAAUCAAGCUAUCUUGGAAGCCAUUGAUCAACCCCAACCACAAAAUCAUUCUUUUACUUCUUCUCCUCAACCUCAUGAUAUUCAUAUAUUGGAUUUCGACAUCAUGCACGGCGUCCAGUGGCCGCCGUUGAUGCAAGCCAUCGCCGACCGCCACCAUCCUCCAACCCUACGCAUCACCGCCACCGGCACCAACCUUGACAUCCUUCGUAGAACCGGAGAUCGUCUCUCCAAGUUCGCCCAUUCACUCGGUCUCAGAUUCCGAUUCUUCCCCCUCCUACUUCCUGACCAAACCAACAACCACCACACCGUCGACGACGUCAUCAACCACCUCUCGGCGGUUCUCCUCCUCCCUAACGAAAUCCUCGCCGUGAAUUGCGUCCUCUACCUCCACCGCCUCUUGAUCGACCGAGAUAAACUCUGCUUGUUACUAAGAAAGAUCAAGGCCAUGAACCCUAGAGUGGUUACCUUGGCAGAGAGAGAAGCGAACCACAACCACCCGAUAUUCCUCUCGAGGUUUACAGAAGCGAUGAACUAUUACACCGCUGUUUUUGAGUCGCUGGAGGCAACGCUACCCCCAAACAGCAGGGAAAGAAUUGAGGUGGAGCAAGUGUGGUUCGGGAGAGAGAUCGCAGAUAUAGUAGCGGCGGAGGGAGAGAACAGAAAAGAGAGACACGAACGAUACCGAUCCUGGGAGGUGAUGAUGAGGAGUGCAGGAUUUCGUAACGUUUCGCUCAGCCCUUAUGCGCUUUCACAGGCCAAGCUGCUGUUGAGACUCCAUUAUCCAUCUGAAGGUUAUAAUCUUGAGGUUACCAAUGACUCUUUCUUCUUGGGUUGGCAGAAUCAACUUCUUUUCUCUGUUUCUUCAUGGCAUUAA